GGACUCAGAGGAGCCGCUUCCCGCAGGAGAACCAGCAAGGAUGUCCCGGACCGACGAGGUGCACCGCAUCACGGAGAACGUGUACAAGUCCAUCAUGGAGCAGUUCAACCCCUGCUUGAGGAACUUCAUAGCCAUGGGGAAGAGCUACGAGAAGGCGCUCACCAGUGUCACAUAUGCUGCAAAGGGCUACUUCGACGCUCUGGUGCGGAUGGGCGAGAUGGCCAGCGAAAGUCAAGGCUCUAAGGAUCUUGAAGAGGCAGCAUGGGAGGUGCUCUUUCAGAUGGCUGAGGUGCACAGACAGAUCCAGAUCCAGCUCGAGGAGAUGCUGAAGUCGUUCCACAACGAGCUGCUCACCGAGCUGGAGAAGAAGGUGGAGCUGGACGCACGCUACCUGAAUGCGGCGCUGAAGAAGUACCAGACGGAGCACAAGGGCAAAGGGGAGAGUCUGGAGAAGUGCCAGGCCGAGCUGAAGAAGCUGCGCCGGAAGAGCCAGGGCAGCAAACACCCCUCGAAGUACGGAGACAAGGAGAUGCAGUACGUUGAAGCCAUCAGCAACAAGCAGAGCGAGCUGGACAACUACAUCGCCGAGGGCUACAAGCACGCCCUGUCGGAGGAGAGGAGGCGGUACUGCUUCAUGGUGGACCGUCAGUGUGCUGUGGCCAAGAGCAGCAGCGUCUACCACAACAAGGGAAAGGAGCUUUUAUCUCAGAAGAUCCCGAUGUGGCAGCAGGCGUGUGCCGAGCCCAACAAGCUGCCGGAUCGUGCCAUGUUCCUGGCGCAGCAGAUGAGCGGCAUGGUGGGCAGCAUGGCGCCCGGUGCUCUCCAUCCAGGCAUGUCCAUGGUGGAGUCCGUCCCCGGCGCCAAACCGCUGCCGGUGCCGCCGGAGCUGGCAGCGUUCCGGGCCGGUGGAGGAAUGGGGCAGCAGCGGCUGAUGGGGGGGGCGGAGGCAGGGAUGCCGGUGAUGAACGGCUCGGCCGGCGCCCACGGAGGAGAAGACUACCAGCAGUGGAUGGAGGGCAAAGUGGCCCAGGGCAAAGCCUCGCCCGGGACCCAGCGGCACGGGGGGGAGGUCUACUCCAACACCCUGCCUGUGCGUAAGGCCGCCCCCCCCAAGAGCAAGACCACGCUGAUGGAGACUCGCACUCUGCCCCGGUCCAGCUCCAUGGCUGCAGGGCUGGAGAAGAACGGGAGAACCUGUGUCCAGGCCAUCUUCUCUCACACGGCCGGAGACAACAGCACGCUGCUCAGCUUCUCCGAGGGCGACGUCAUCACCCUGCUGGUGCCCGAGGCCCGGGACGGCUGGCACUACGGAGAGAACGAGAAGACCCGGAUGCGUGGCUGGUUUCCCUUCUCCUACACCAGGCUGAUCUCUGAGGGGGACAGUGACUCCAUGAGGCAGCUCCGGGUUCACAACCUCCACCACGGGAAGAGCAGCAGCACCGGGAACCUCCUGGAGAGAGAAGACAUGGCUCUGCCCGUCCCCGACUACGGGAGCCACGCCCGCAUGGCAGCGCCGAGCGCCGCAGCGCUGCAUGGCAGACAGCAGCGGCCCUACAGCGUGGCAGGGCCAGGCUCCUCACAGCACGGAGUCGAAGAGUACGAGCCUCGUUUCCCCUCAAGAGACAAUCCACCGAUCGAGCCGGUCGUGGAGGCCCCGGCCAGACCGCCGCUUUCUGACGAAGAGGAUGAAGAAGAGGAUGAGGAUCAGCUGGAUGAAGCUCACUACGACUCCCUGGAGAAGACCUUGACUAUCGCAGAGGAGAUCUGAAAGCUCCGAAUCCAUCACAUCAUCACUUAGUGGGACUAAAUCAUGAG
Molecule: messenger RNA, 1815 nt
Organism: Limanda limanda (common dab)
Lineage: Eukaryota; Metazoa; Chordata; Actinopteri; Pleuronectiformes; Pleuronectidae
Gene: baiap2b
Product: BAR/IMD domain containing adaptor protein 2b
Exons: 15
Coding region: 41-1768 (575 amino acids)
Biological process (GO): positive regulation of actin filament polymerization; plasma membrane organization; actin filament bundle assembly
Cellular component (GO): cytosol; nucleoplasm
Molecular function (GO): protein binding; cytoskeletal adaptor activity
Source: RefSeq, a predicted model, not a curated record